Messenger RNA from Macrosteles quadrilineatus (aster leafhopper), 2041 nucleotides. Its product is annotated as glucose dehydrogenase [FAD, quinone]-like. The transcript has 2 exons. Gene Ontology annotation, molecular function: oxidoreductase activity, acting on CH-OH group of donors; flavin adenine dinucleotide binding. The coding region runs from base 21 to 1883 and encodes 620 amino acids. NCBI's taxonomy places the organism in Eukaryota, Metazoa, Arthropoda, Insecta, Hemiptera, Cicadellidae. The record is from RefSeq and is a predicted model, not a curated record.
GUCACCAAACAUUCACUGUCAUGACUUCAACAUUGUCAUAUCUCUUAUCUGUGACUUGCAUUCUUAUCAUCAACAGAUCAUCAAGUGCCAACAGCUGUCUUCCUGCCGAUGACACUGGAGCUUUGUACCUCAAACAGCUGAGACAAGCAUUAGACAAUGCCGAGUGCAACCUAGUCCAGGGAACCAAGUACCAAGACUACCUUGUCAGAGAUGGAGAAAUCUUUGACUUUGUUGUGGUCGGAGGAGGGUCUGCAGGGUCUGUGCUGGCUGGCAGACUUUCAGAGAAUCCUGAUUGGACGGUGUUGCUGCUGGAGGCAGGAGGAGACCCGACAGUCGCUAGUGAGGUGCCGGGGAUGUUUGGUGCCACUCUCAACUCUAACAUAGACUGGCAGUACCACACAGAGCCUGAGGCCAACAACUGUUUAGGUAGUGUCAACUCCAGCUGUUUGUGGCCGAGAGGUAGAGUCCUCGGAGGCUCGAGCGCCAUCAACGCCAUGUUGUACGUCAGAGGAAACCCGAGGGACUUUGACAGUUGGGAGGAAACCGGUAACCCUGGAUGGAGCUACAAACACUUGCUGCCUUAUUUCAAAAAAUCUGAACACAUGAGAUCUAAGGAGGUGUCCGAGAACGUAGACAAUUUGAAAUAUCACGGUAACAAAGGUCCUUUGAAAAUAGAGUCGUUUGAAAACAACGGUAAAUUUCUCAUUGAUGCUAUCUCAGCAGGUUUUGAAGAUAUGGGAUAUCAGUCGUUUAACGAUGUAAAUGCACAACACCACGAGGGAUUUUUCAUGCUUCAAGGAACUUUGGACAAUGCGAGAAGAUGUAGCACUGCUAAGGCUUUCUUACAUCAGGUUCAAUCAAGACCGAAUCUUAUGAUAUCAAAACAUUCUUUGGUGCAGAGAAUUUUGAUUGAGAAUCAAACUGCUUACGGUGUUGAAUUCACCAAGGGAGGGAAUAUAUUUAUGGUUAAAGCUAAGAAGGAAAUAGUGUUAUCUGCUGGAAGUGUUAAUACACCACAGAUACUCAUGCUUUCUGGCAUCGGACCAAAAUAUCACUUGGAGAAAAAUAAUAUUGAAGUACUGAAAGACUUAAAUGUAGGCUUGAAUUUACAAGAUCACAUAUUAAUGAGGGGAUUUAUAAUAAGUCUCAAUGUUUCCUUGCCGUUGAAUAAUCCUUUGGACAGCAUUUAUGAUUUUUUAAUCAAUUCAAAAGGAAACUUAGCAGGAGUUAACAUUUUCAACUCCGCAGGAUUCAUAACCACCAGCAAAGCAGAUUAUCCAAAUAUUCAGUUCUUUUUCACAUCGUUCCCAGCCAAUUCCACCGGUGUUUUAAAACAGGCGUUGACUACCAUGGGAUUCAACAAAGGUAUACAGAAAUCGAUAUUAGAGAUUAACUCUAACAAGUUCACACUCUUUGUAAUGCCAGCAUUGUUACGUCCUAAAAGUAGAGGGCGAAUAUUACUUCGGAAUAAAAAUCCCUUUGAGCCCCCACUUAUAUACCCUGGCUACUUUUCUGAAGAGAAAGACAUCACUGAAACUCUUGAGGCAAUAGAUUUUUCCAAUAAAUUUGCCAAAACGGAAGCGAUGAAAAAGCUUGGCGCAAGAGUGGAGUAUGUCAAGAUUCCCGGAUGUGAAUCGUUUGUGUUUCAAUCUGAGUCGUACUGGCGUUGUGUGAUCAAACAUAUGUCUGUCACAGUGUAUCAUCCUGUAGGGACCUGCGAGAUGGGGUCAGUAGUUGACUCCAGGCUGCGUGUGAAGGGCGUCGGGAGACUACGAGUGAUCGACGCCUCCAUCAUGCCAACAAUCACUAGUGGCAACACAAAUGCACCAACCAUUGCUAUUGCGGAGAAGGGAGCUGACCUUAUCCGACAAUUCUGGAAGUAGCGACUUUUGUAAGAUUUGAUGUUGAGUAUUUCUGUAUGAAUUAGUUUUAGCUCAUUAAAAGAACUGAUGGUGACAGAAACAGGAAAUAAAUUAAUGGAAAAGUUCCUUGAUAAUUCGACUUUAAAGACCAGGAUCAAUUUUAUAGCUUACAUUGUAAU